GUUAUUAAACAGAAAAAAGGGUUCAACUGCUUAUUUGAUAGAACUUUUUUUUUUUUUUAAUACCGCUGAUCUGAUUUGUCACAUGCGUCUGGCUCAUUUAGAGACUGUCAAUGGUCUGGCGGCGUGGCACGUGCUCAUCAUUGCUGUGACAUCACCCAAAUGCUCCCUUAUUGUGAAUCACCUUAAAACAAUACUUGUUCUCAUCCAUCACCAUGGUUUUGAUGACUUAUCGCCUGAGUUGGUUUGGGUUUUUGUGUUUGGAUAAUAUUUAAGUGAUGGAAACAGUGUAAUACCAAAAUUGUGUUUUGUCGACAUUUAUUUUGAUAAAGUUUUACGCAUGUGUGUAAUGUGUAAAGUGAAGAAAGAGCGGGAGGCUCAACUCUGGAGCAACUUGAGAGAUUUUUUUUAAAGAUAAAAGGGAGCAUUUUGCAACAACCUAAGAACAUCUUUGAAUCUUCAAUGCAAGAUAAAGACUUCCUGAACACAGACACACUAUCAAACCACAUAAAAACAUUAACAGAAAAGAUACCACAAAGUAACUUCCCCUAGUCUUUUUUUCAUUCCUCAGCAGAAACAUAUUUUACAAAGUGUCUACAAAAAUUGUUUCUCUUUUCUUUAUUACAUGUUGCCAGUACUGGAUUGAACCUCCCUGUUGCCGUCAGCCUUAACCCCUGGUGGCAUUGAAUAACAAGGAGGAAGCAAAUGAUCAGAAGACUCACUCGGAGCUGCAGCGCAUGAUGGGCGGGGAAAACAUUGAGAAACCUAUAUCUGGUUUUCUGAAGAAGUUCUUCGUCAUCUGCAUUCUCUUAAGUUUAAUGUUGUACGUCUACCACGGAUGGCCGAGAAGCUACAACUACUCCACGUAUGGCCACUUGAGUAUCAAUGGGAGUUUGACUGUUCUGCUGUGGUACUGGCCCUUUGGACAGUCAUCUGGUGUUGGUGGUGACGUGUGCUGGGAUCUCUUCCACAUCCCUCACUGUAAGCUGGUAGACGAUCGCUCCUAUUUUUCUUCUGCAGACAUUGUGGUGUUCCACAACAGUGAGCUGGUAAGGGGGGGACAAAAGUUGCCCACCGACCUCCCAAGACCACAAGGCCAGCGGUGGGCCUGGAUGUCCCUGGAGUCUCCAGCUAACAAUGGAAACCUGAGACCAUUUGCAAACAUCUUCAAUAUGACCAUUUCCUACAGGAGGGAUGCUGAUGUUACCGUACCUUAUGGAAAGCUGCUACCCAAGGAGGAAGAAACACCACUGCCAGAAGACAUUACUGCCAAUAAGACCUCCCUGGUCUGUUGGGUGGUCAGCAACUACCAGAGCCAUCAUAAAAGAACUCAGGUGUACAAAGAGCUCAACGCCGUGGUUCCAGUGCAGGUUUAUGGCAGCUGGGCAAACAAACCUCUCGCCUCUUCGGAUCUGCUGCCCACUAUCUCCCGCUGCUACUUCUACUUGGCUUUUGAGAACUCAGUGGCCAAAGAUUAUAUCACUGAGAAGCUGUGGAAGAACUCUUAUGAAGGCGGAGCAGUGCCUGUUGUCCUGGGACCGUCAAUCCGAGAUUACAAAGCUGUGGCUCCACCUCAUUCUUUCAUCCACGUGAAUGAGUUUGCAUCAGUUAAAGAGCUGGGAGAAUACUUAAAAGAGCUGGCAAAAGACAAAAAGAGGUACGCAGAGUAUUUUAGCUGGAAGCAGCAGUGGAGGGUGAAGCGUUAUGCUGAUUGGAGGGAAAGACUGUGCAACGUCUGUUCUCAAAACAGCAGUUUACUAUACAGAAAGACUUAUUCAGAUUUAGAGGCUUGGGACAAGGAACCUUGAGUAUUCUAGAAUUAUUGUCACAUUUCUGCAACGUAAUUUAUGACAUUUGUUGACUCCGAACAUUGAUGAUAUCAUUGAUUGAUCAUCAUUUUUAAUUUUUUUUUCAAAGGCAACAGUUGUAUUAUAACUCAGAAUGCCAUAUAUAUAUAUAUAUAUAUACAUACUCUGGUAGUGCUCACUGGUGCUGAAGGGAUUUUUUUAGGCCUACACUGCUCUCUAUCAAAAAAGGGUGUUAUUGUAAACACAGGUAACGCGGUGAUGUUGGACUGUGUGUUUAUUUAACGUUAAAAACCAGGUUUGGAGUUUUUACAUAUAGUAAACAAGGUUUAGAGUUAACACUCUCAGUAACUUGUGUUAGUGGUAUCAGUCAGUGUUUUUGAGAUGCUAACAACAUUUACAGUUAGAGGUAUUGUAAAUAUGCUAACACUUCUAACUUAGCUAACAUGUAACGUGUCGCUAACAAGUUCUAGGGUAUGUUCGAAUUCAUUCAAUACUCUCUAUAUAGUGCAUUUGCCAUUUUGUCGUGCUAUUCGAAUCUACACUUCCAAAAGCGAGUGCACUAGAAACUUCCCAGAAGUCUUUGCAAAAAACCAGUGUGCAUCGAUGCUCACCACAGUAGCAGAUAUAGACCACAGUGCACUGCGUUUUAAGGAUUUUUGUGGGGACAAAAGGUGUUUACAUGUAUUUUUUUCAAUAAACUAUCCACAAUGCCAUCAUAAGAACACAGUGGAUUAAUAAAUAGAUGUCAAAUGUUCAUAUUGAUUAGAUUUUGACUGUGAAAUCGGUGACAUCCUAUUCGGGAAAAGAAAUUCUGAACAUGGCAUACGAAUUGUUUUUUAAAAUACAGGGAAGUAGAUUGUCCUGCACUAUAUGGUUUUUUAUUAGUUAGGGAUUUUUGUGGGAAUUUGGAAAUAGCCCUAGAGUCAGUGUGAAUGCAGAAGUCUGACUGAUGGACUUUUCUGUCUCUUUUGUCUUACUUAAUGUGCUUUGUAUAUGGCAUCAUUUCAAAAAUAGUAUGUUCAUUGGUGGUGCGCCUUAUAAUCCAGAGUGCUCCAUAGUAUGGAAAAUACAUUAGAUUUUUCAGCAAAGUAAAAGACAGUCAUCAGUCUGGGUUUAAAUUGAAGCAACACUUAUUAGGAUGCUUUGUGGCAUUUCUGUAAAACCAACUCCGAACAUUUUUUUCUUUCAGCAUUUUGUGGUACAAGAGUGGCGUUUUAAGCUGACAGCUGCAUAAACUAGCUGAGUGAGGCUAUCAAGUAGACAGCUGGAUAAAAAUUGUUUGUUUUUUUACGUUACAAUUUUUUAAACAGGGUUUCUUGCUAAAAUUAAUGGUAUUUUCCUGUAUCUGUGAAAUACUUCACAUUGGCCUCGAAACAACCGUUGCUCUACCAUUCCAUUGUCUUCAGGUCGUUGUUUCCUUUUAAUAAAUAUGUUGUGUUUUUGA
Molecule: messenger RNA, 3249 nt
Organism: Oryzias melastigma (Indian medaka)
Lineage: Eukaryota; Metazoa; Chordata; Actinopteri; Beloniformes; Adrianichthyidae
Product: alpha-(1,3)-fucosyltransferase 7
Exons: 3
Coding region: 735-1805 (356 amino acids)
Cellular component (GO): membrane
Molecular function (GO): alpha-(1->3)-fucosyltransferase activity
Source: RefSeq, a predicted model, not a curated record